AUGACUCCAUUCCAAGCACUUUAUGGCAUCUGUCCUCCUAAGCUGUUGACAUAUGUUCCAGUGGCAUUGAGAAGGAAUAUGAAACUGGCCCCUCGAUUUUAUGGUCCCUUCCAGAUUGUUGAAAAGAUUGGUCAAGUGGCAUACAAAUUGAAUUUACCAUCUUCAGCAAGAAUACAUCCUGUUUUCCAUGUAUCUUGCUUGAAAAAGAAACUUGGAGAUCAAAUUUCUCCAUUAUCUACUUUACGUCCUGUUGACAGUGAAGGGAAUGUGCAACCUAAACCUGAACUUAUUUUAGAAAGAAGAAUGAAGAAGGUGGGGAAUCAGGCUUCAACUGAGGUAUUGAUUAAGUGGGUUGGGGUAUCUAUUGAGGAUAGUUCUUGGGAAAAGCUGUGGAAACUCAGAUCUUUGUACCCUCACUUGGUAGGAACUGUCUUGCAAUGA
Juglans regia (Persian walnut) is the source of this 441-nucleotide messenger RNA. RefSeq lists its product as uncharacterized. NCBI's taxonomy places the organism in Eukaryota, Viridiplantae, Streptophyta, Magnoliopsida, Fagales, Juglandaceae. The record is from RefSeq and is a predicted model, not a curated record. The transcript has 2 exons. Bases 1 to 441 code for a protein of 146 amino acids.